Cloeon dipterum is the source of this 3368-nucleotide messenger RNA. RefSeq lists its product as uncharacterized. The transcript has 24 exons. Gene Ontology annotation, molecular function: CoA-ligase activity. Bases 37 to 3309 code for a protein of 1090 amino acids. The record is from RefSeq and is a predicted model, not a curated record. NCBI's taxonomy places the organism in Eukaryota, Metazoa, Arthropoda, Insecta, Ephemeroptera, Baetidae.
AGUUCCACUUCGCCAGAGUUGCCUCUAACAAGUACCAUGCAGCAAGGAUUACCUUUCGAAAAAGUCCCUGAGAUUUCCUUCAUGGACUUCAUAUUUGGUGGUUUCGAGGAAACAUCUAGCUACAAGGACCGACCGUGGAUUGUUGAUAUCCCAUCCGGAAGAUCAGUCACGUUUGGCCAAGUAAAGGAAGACGCUGUUAAAAUCGCGAGCGGUCUAGUCAGACUGGGCUUUCGGCCAGGAGAUGUUCUUUAUUUUGUAACUUACGAAGCUGCACGUUUGUUCCUGGUCAAGAUUGGAGUUUGGAUGCUGGGUGGAGCUGUUCGAGGCUGCAGCCAAAAUGAGCUUUCAGAUGACUAUGCAAGGCAAAUCAAAGAGAGCGCCGUUAAUUUUGUACUAGUUGACUCAGAAACCAUCCAAGUCAUCCAACCUGCUCUGGAUAUCUUGAAGUAUGAUGGCUGUAUCAUUAGUUUGGGUGAUGAGCCUAUUCCAGGGACAACUAAUAUUUCUAAACUGUUAGCAGAUGAUGGCUCUGCAUUGAAACAGCCAACUAAAAUUAAUCCUAAGGAGGAUCCUCUGGUGAUUUUAAACACAAGCGGUUCAACUGGAAAUCCAAAGGGAGUAGUUCAUACACACUACUCUAUUGUUGAGAAUAUGAAAUCGUUGAGAAAUGUUCCACUUGAGGAUUCACUACUUGAAUUUAUGAUCAACUACGGAUUGGGUAUAUUUAUUCUCGCAAUGCAUUAUCUGAAUACUGGCCGCACCAUCUACCAUAUCAACAAAUUUGAAAGGGGAACUUACUUUGAAUAUUUAACAACAUACCAGCCUCGAUCCAUUCUGUUCUAUCCUCAUGUUGCUAAUUGGUUUGCAAGAUGCGAUGACCAGCUUGAAACUCUGCGUGAUGCAAACAUCAUAAAACUGAUGUUAGUAGGAGGUUGGGUGCUGGAUCCAACCACAGCAGAUUUGCUCUGCGAAAAGCUAUCCAACACUCAUUUGAUGCAGAUUUAUGGCAUGACCGAGAUUGGGUUUAGCACAAGCACGAAAAAAGGGCAAAUAAAGCCAUUAAAGCUGGAUAGAUGCACGAGCGAGGGACAGGUGGUUACUUCUUCUGGAAUGUUUCUACCCUCAUACGAAGGAAAAAUACUCGGUGUGGAUGACAAGAAGAGAGUUGGUCCACACGAACUUGGGGAGCUAUACGUGAGAUCGCCCUGUAUUGCGAAAGGUUACUUGAUGCCAGGCAAUAAGGUGCAAAAAUUAACUGACGAAGAAGGUUGGUUCCAAACUGGCGACCUCGGGAUCCAGGAUGAAAAGGGCAACAUAUUUAUAAAAGAGAGGGCAAGGUUCAUGUACAAGUAUCGUAUGGAUUUCGUGUUGCCCUCAGAAAUCGAGGCUGUGCUUCUAGAGCACCCUGAUGUCCAAGAAGCUGGGGUAGUUGGAAUGCCUCAUCCUACCACUAAUAAUACCUCAAGGGCUUUUGUAGUUAUUAAAAAAGGCGGAAAACGCAACGAGGAAGAGUUAUGCAAAUUUAUUUCGGACCGUUUGCAUUAUAGCAAGCAUCUUCACAGCGGGGUGCGAUUCGUUGAAAAACUGCCCGUGAAUAAAGGCGGCAAGUUGGACAGGAAAGCGCUUCAACAAUUUGCAUUUGACAACAAUUCUGAGAGGAAAACCACUAAAACUAUGGCUGGAAAAGGAUGGAAGUAUGAAGACGUACCAGAUGUGUCGUUUACGGAUUUUAUAUUCAAUGACCACGAUAAAAGAAUUGAGUCUUACAAAGACCGUCCAUGGAUCGUGGAUAUUCCGUCGAACAAAACCGUGACCUUUGGACAGGUUAAACGAGACGCGACAAACAUAGCAAUCGCUCUAGCCGAGCUAGGUUUCAAAAAGGGUGACUCGCUUUUCUUCGUUACCCACGGAUUUGCUAAUCUCAUUUUGGUCGAAAUCGGCGUUUGGAUGCUGGGUGGAGUAACCAGGGGUUGCGACCAGCAAGAAACAAUCGAGGUGUAUGCACAACAGAUAAAAGAGAUGGAAGCCAGAUUCAUUGUGAUCGACGAGGACACGAUGGACAUCGUCCAAAAAACAAUAGAGGCGUUCGAAUUAGAAGUAAAUUUAAUCAGUAUUGGGGACCAAGAUCUACCGGGAACUGUGCACAUUUCCAAGUUGCUUGACAAUCGGAAAGACUCUCAGUUGAAACCAGUCAAAAUAAACCCAGCAGAAGAUCCGAUGAUCAUUUUUAACACGAGCGGCUCCACUGGCUUCCCAAAAGGCGUGUUGCACUCUCACCGCUCGAGCACCGCUUUUGUACUAACAUUGAAAGGCUUAAAAAUGGAAGAAACAUUGCUACAGUUUUCCAUAAAUUAUGGAGUUGGAAUCUUUGGCAUAGCCUUUGAUUUUUGGAGAUCGGGGCACACAGUUUAUCACAUUAACAAAUUUGAGAAAGACUCGUCAUACUUCCAGCAUAUAAUGAAACACAAGCCGCGCAGCCUUUUGAUGUACCCUUUCAUUGCGAACUGGUUCGCUAGAUGUGAGAAAGAAGUUGCAAGAUUGCGCUCUGAAAACUUUCUAAAACUGAUUAUGAUAGGCGCAUGGGUCCUAGACCCAACUACUGCAGAUCUUUUAUUUGAUCUUCUUCCAAACACACACCUAGAACAUAUUUAUGGAAUGUCAGAAGCUGGAUUUGUUGCAGCAAGUUUCCCGCCUGGAAAACCUCAAGAGUUGAUGAGAUUCGUGAAAGAUAGUCAUGUUUACAUUUCAACUGGUCUGCCUUUGCCAAGAGUGGAGAUUAAGGUUAUUGACAUGUCCACUUCUGAAACAUUGCAAAGGGACCUGGAAGAGGGUGAAGUUUGCGUCAGAUCACCCGCUAUCGCAAAAGGCUAUAUUGUGGGUCCUGGAUACCAAGUUGAUUCAUUCGCACUUGAUGAUUAUGGCUGGUUCAAAACAGGAGAUGUCGGUUUCCUGGACGCAAAAGGUCGCUUGUACAUAAAGGACAGAGUCAAGUUCAUAUACAGAGUUGAAGUUUCGUUUGUAUCAGCGAUUGAAAUAGAGUCGGUGUUGCUGCAACACCCUGAUGUGCAAGAAGCAGGUGUUGUGGCUAUACCUGAACCUGUAGUGGUCAACAUUUCGAGGGCGUUUGUUGUUCUUAAGCCUGGCCGCACUUGUUCAGAAGCGGAUCUAUGCAACUUUGUGGCAGACCGCAUGCCCGAUUGUAAACGGCUACAUGGUGGUGUCCGGUUCAUCGAGAAACUCCCUGCAAAUAAAGGUGGAAAGCUGGACCGAAAAUCCCUCAAAGAAUUCGCUUUGGCUGACAAUGAGUAAUAGCAUUGAUUGUUCGAUCACAAAAUGUACAUAAUAAAUUUGGAAUAUUGGUUGUUAUA